Molecule: messenger RNA, 833 nt
Organism: Didymella exigua CBS 183.55
Lineage: Eukaryota; Fungi; Ascomycota; Dothideomycetes; Pleosporales; Didymellaceae
Exons: 1
Coding region: 155-361 (68 amino acids)
Source: RefSeq, a predicted model, not a curated record
CGUGAUCAUCCUCUCUUGCAACAGUCGCGUAGCGUCCCAUUCUCCACCAGCUUCCUCACCUCUCUCGUCGUAUCCACGCCCACGGGCCCCCAACAGCCCCGUAGACCAAGUCUUCCACGCUACCGACUUCGACUCCGCACACAAACGCUUCACAAUGGGGUCAAAGGCCAGCAAGCUCUCGCCGAAGAACGGCAAGCUGCAGUCGUCGCAGGAGAAGAAGGACAAAGAGGAGAUGAAGGAGCCGACGAAUUACUACACACAUAGGAGUAAGAGUAUGAGGAGGAAGGCGGGCAAGGAGUCUUCUGGGGAUGGUGCUGGGGGUGUUAGUAUGGGUUCUGGUGGUGCUGGUGGUGCGAUAUAAGAAGUGGCAGGCUGAGGGAUUUCACAUCUUAGCAUCAACAUGGUCUGGCGUUGUCAACGGCAUUUAAUUGGGCGAUACUCGCUGCUUUUACUGCAUCUAGCACGGCUAUUACAUCACGAACUGUCGCUUUCUCACGGGCAUGUAUAUAUCAACACGCUCAGGUAAAGUUAUUCGCAAAACUCACCCUUCAAUUCAGCGUUGCCAACGGGACGUAUACGGCUACGGUGAGGAGGCAAGAAAGAAGGUACGUGUCAAACAGGACACUCGGUUUUCAAGACACUGCGGCAUGUGUGGCGAGGCAGGGUACAACGCGCGAACGGGUAAGGAUGAUGCGCAAGGUACUCUAGAGUAGAUCGAUAUACUGUAGCGCACAGUAGGACUUGUUUCUGUACUGUGGUGUUGCAAAGUAGCUAUGGUGUUCGUGAGUCUUGGUUAAGUAGGUAGGUACCUACCGGUAUACUUUAAAAUAUAC